AUGUCAGCCAAUACGCAGCAAACAGACUACAUCCGCAAAGUCGCCCUCAUUGGCGGCUCCGGACAAGUCGGCUCCCAUAUCCUCACCCACCUGCUUGGCACCUCAAAGCAUCAAGUCACAGUCCUGACCCGCCUCUCGAGCGACGCCGCCUUCCCCACCAACGACAACCUUACCGUCACCAAAGUCGACUACGACGAUGACAAUGCCUUGACAGAAGCGCUCAGCAGCCAUGAAUUCCUCAUCAUCACCAUCAGCGCCCGCGCUCCCGCAACUCUGCAUCCGCGCAUUGUCGCCGCUGCAGCCAAAGCCGGGGUACGCUGGAUCAUGCCAAACUACUUCGGCUACGGUAUCGGCGAUCGGAAGCUUAAAGGACGAAACGAGCUAAACAAUUUCGAGCGGUUCAUCGAGGAUGUUGAUAAGACACCAGGUGCUGACUACGUAGCGCUUGUGUGUGGCUUCUGGUAUGAGUUUAGUCUGGCGAUGGGGGAGCCUUGGUUGGGAUUCCGGAUCAGGGAGAGGAGCGUGACGAUGUAUGAUCAGGGGGAGAAGAAGAUUAGCAUGAGUACGUGGGAUGCUUGCGGAAGGGCUGUUGCGGGUUUGUUGUCGCUUCCUGUCAAAGCAGACGCGACGAAAGAUGGGUUGACCAUUUCUUCGUUCCUGGUUUCUCAAAGGGAUAUCUUGGAGAGUUUGCAUCGUGUGCUGGGUACCACGGAUGAAGACUGGAAGAUCAGGUUUGAACCUGUCGAGAAGAGGCUGGAAGAUGGUAAGAAGCAGUUUAAGGAAGGGAAGAUGUUGGGGUUUGCUAAGGCGCUUUAUGCAGAGGUAUUCGCGUGUGAGUGGGGUAAUUACGAGACAGGACGCGAAUUGGAUAACGAGAAGGUGGCAUUGGAGAAGGAAGAUUUAGAUGAAGCUACCAAGAGGGCGGUGGAGAUGGCUAUGGGUCCUAUGGGGGACAUCGAGGGCCGGUUUGGCUGA
Molecule: messenger RNA, 975 nt
Organism: Alternaria alternata
Lineage: Eukaryota; Fungi; Ascomycota; Dothideomycetes; Pleosporales; Pleosporaceae
Product: NAD(P)-binding protein
Exons: 3
Coding region: 1-975 (324 amino acids)
Source: RefSeq, a predicted model, not a curated record